This is a messenger RNA of Solenopsis invicta (red fire ant), 710 nucleotides long. RefSeq lists its product as uncharacterized. The coding region runs from base 42 to 389 and encodes 115 amino acids. The transcript has 2 exons. The record is from RefSeq and is a predicted model, not a curated record. NCBI's taxonomy places the organism in Eukaryota, Metazoa, Arthropoda, Insecta, Hymenoptera, Formicidae. Gene Ontology annotation, molecular function: protein binding.
CCCUCCCUUCUUGACCUUUCCUAGCCUUCGCGUUCCUCAGCAUGUUCGCGUUUUGCGAGGAAACGUACGCUUUUCCCGACGAUACAAAAAUCGACACCAAGGAUAUAAAGGAGCCGAAAGAUAUCAAAGAAGCGGCGACCGCGUCGAAAGACGUAAAGGACGCCAUCAAGGCGGCUAAGGAAGCGAAGAAGAAUAAAAAAGAUUGCGCGCGGGAUUGCGGAACCGAUUAUGAUCCUGUUUGCGCUCAUGAUCCUACCGACGCCAGCUUUAAGCCGAGAAUCUUUGGCACGCAGUGCGCUCUGGAUAUUCACAACUGCGAAAUGGGCACGAAAUUGGCCGUGAAGAGCAAAGGCGAGUGCCCUGGAUCCGGUGGAGCAAGACUAUCCUAAAUCAACACUGCGGAAUUCUGGAAGAGCAGCGAGAAACGUGGAGCAUAACGCUAACCGUCGAAUGAACUGUUAGAUUUUAUCAUUGUGGAUUUAUUUAGUAAAUAAAUUCUGACUAAAUAUUUUAAUGUAUUCUAAUUGCAAUGCGACCGUUCUUCUAACGAUGACAGAAAUAGAGACGGUGUGAUACGCAAGAUAGCUGGAUGUAAUUACGUGACAAAAUAUGGCGAUAAAAUUGGCCGCUAGACUAUACGCUGUGUAACCUAUAAGAAAUAUACAGCGCAAAGUGUAUCUAUCUAAUAAAUAUUAAUGAUGAGCAACUAU